Aspergillus calidoustus is the source of this 2278-nucleotide messenger RNA. Lineage: Eukaryota; Fungi; Ascomycota; Eurotiomycetes; Eurotiales; Aspergillaceae. The record is from the annotation of a GenBank genome assembly.
UAGGAUGUUCGUUGCAUCGAGAAACGCAGUCCGAGAGCGGGCGAGAUUAUACACCGCCUUUACUUUGAGCGGCAGAAAAUGGUUGCUCCCCGCUGUACAGAAAUAUCGGUUUCUAGGUGCAUCUUAAUUGGCCGACUGCCUGGGUUUAUUGUGCCAUUCCGUUGCUCAAUAUACUCUUCUAUCCUCAAUAUCUGCAGAAUGCCCAGAGAUCCGCUGAUCGGGCUGGUUGGGAAGCCAUCCAGUGGAAAAUCUACUACUCUGAACAGUUUAACGGAUGCUUCUUCCAAAGUUGGAAAUUUUCCAUUCACAACUAUCGAUCCCCAGCGAGCGAUUGGUUACCUCCAAAUAGACUGCGCCUGCCAGCGCUUCGGAGUUUCGGACAAAUGCAAACCUAAUUACGGCGGUUGUACCGAUGGGAAACGUUCAGUCCCUAUCGAGCUUCUGGAUGUUGCCGGUCUAGUUCCGGGAGCGCACCAAGGCCGGGGGUUGGGAAACAAGUUCUUGGAUGACCUGCGCCAAGCGGACGCUUUGAUUCACGUUGUCGAUGUGAGCGGUACUACAGAUGCAGAAGGGAAGGCUACACGAGGUUAUGAUCCUUCGCAAGACAUUGAAUGGCUGAGGUCAGAAAUCGUGCGGUGGGUACAAGGAAAUUUGAUGCAGAAAUGGGGAUCGGUCAAGCGAAGACACAUGGCUAUAAAGGCAACUGCUGUUGAAACAUUACAAACCCAAUUCUCCGGAUACGGAAGUACACCGUCAACGGUUGCGCGGUGUCUUGACAGGAUCGGAUUAAAAGAGCCACUUGAAGAAUGGUCGGACGAGACGAUAGAGAAAGUGGUACAAUCUUUCAUUGAUGAAAAGUUCCCUACAGUCUUCGCCCUCAAUAAGAUUGACCACCCUGAUGCGGAUAAGAAUAUCAGCAAAAUCGCAAAGAUGCAGGAUCCACAAUCCAUUGUUCUUUGUUCCGCCAUAUCCGAGGUCUUUCUUCGGAGACUUGCCAAGCAAGGCUAUAUAAGAUAUACAGAAGGAAGCGAAUUCGUAGAUACGAGAGAAGACCUUAUUGCAGACGGGGAUCCGGAUGGAGGGGGGCUCAAGGAAAUGGAUGAGAAGCUGCAAAACCGUGUCGAGAACCUCAAGGAUAUGGUACUCUAUCGAUUCGGCUCUACUGGCGUUGUCCAAUGUCUAUCGCGAGCUGCAGAGAUUCUCGGGCUUGUUCCCGUCUUCCCUGUGAAGAACUUGCACACAUUUGCAGCCGGAGCUGGUACUGCGGCAUUCCGGGAUUGUGUUCUUGUCAAGAAGAACAGCACAGUGGGCGACGUGGCCCGCAAAGUCAUGGGCGAUAUACCUAUAUCAUAUAUUGAGGGAGUUGGAGGCGUCCGAGUCUCAGAAGAUGAGAUUGUUGGGGUAGGGAAACACGAUGUGCUUUCGUUCAAACCUGGACGAUAACUGCUGUGUAUGGUUCAAUGUGAGGAUGAAUGAUGAUGCAUCAAUGCUUAUAGAUCUAGAAAAUGUUUCAGCACCAUUAUACACAUGGUAUUGAACCACCACUACGAUAGUGUGCCAUGUACAGAAAAUACUUUUCACCAAACGAUGUUCAAAUUCGCACGAGAGCAGACAAGGUAUACAUUGACAAGCCACCAAGCAUCCGGGCCCCACCACUGGUGCGUCACGAUCACACUCCCUUCUAUGGCCUCCAUGUCAGCAGCAAUCUACACAGCAGUCACUGGCACCGACUAACCUGAGCUCUCUCGUCAUUCAUACCAAGAACAGGCUCGGGCGCCUUUGGAUGAUCCUGCUUGACCUUUCUCUCAUUCUUCCUCCCGCCCCUUUCGGUGGCAGCAUCUGAUGUUCCAGUAUUUCCAGUGCCGUAGUUCUUCUCCCUAUCCUCCAUAGUCCGGCCUGAGCCUAUCGUUUGAGGGUCGGUAGCAUCAUUUUCCUUUUGUAUUCUGUGGGUCGCAUGCUUCUCUCCCGACGAGCCCUUCCAGUCCUUUGUGAUACCGCUGUUAAGGCGGGUUUGGACACUGAGAGUAGGAUGAAUGAUAGCCGCCGGGCUUAAUGACGAACAGAGGGGCCGGGAGGUCAGCGGGCCAUAGAUUCUUGAAGCUGAUGAUAGGUUUCGAGACAUCUUGGUAGAUAAACUAUGCUAGGACUGUUUCUGUUGGAUUCGGGGAAAGCAAACAAAUGUACCUCGAACGCACUGGCAAAUCAUGGCUUUUAUUAAGCCCUCCUUACGCCUACUCCGAAUGAAUUUCAUCUGGUUGAAGACGUAUGACGUCGCCAU